AUGCUACAAAUUGUAUCCCUUGUCUGCAGGUACGCAGAAGCCGGGCUGUACCAAGCUGGCAACAUAUCUUCGUCUUCAGGAGCGUCAUCGGGUUCCCAUCCGGCCUCACCGCUACCGCACUCCUUGUUUACACACGAACCUCUCUACCAGUUUUACAACGCGGCGAAAGUCGAGUCCGUGUGCCGCGAGAACGGGGACUCUGACUCAGACGCAUACGAUCCAGGCUCCCAGCGCAGUACAACCAGCACUCAAAGUACAACCAGCUCGAACCCCUCCAGGCCGUCUGCCAUGGCGCUUGUGGCGCCCAGAGGGCCUUCACGCACGCUGUGGUGCGAAGUGCCAGAGGUCGUCAAUUCUGCUGUGCUCAGUUCGCUAGCACCAGCUCAGAAACGUCUUCAAGAAGCCAAGUUCGAGCUGCUGACAUCGGAAGCUUCAUACCUAAACAGUCUCAAUGUGUUAGAAGCCAACUUCAUAGCACAUCCUGCCUUCAGAGACCCCCAUAUUCUACCUCGCGAUGACUGGGAGACCAUCUUCUCUACUAUUUUACCAGUUCGCAAAUGUUCGCAAUUGUUAAUGAACGAGUUGGAGAAGUGCUGGCAGGAGAACAUCCUGCUGCAGGGCAUCUGCGACAUCGUGCGGGAGCACGCCGAGAAGCACUUCGGUGUCUACGUCAAGUACUGCGAGAACCAAACACUCAUGGUCAAAGCGUUGCAGCGGUUACAGUUGAAAACUGCUUUUGCCAACGCCUUGAAAAAAUUGGAAAGCCACCCGUCAUGUCAGUCGCUAUCCCUCCACUCGUUCCUGAUGCUCCCGAUGCAGCGCGUGACGCGGCUCCCGCUGUUGCUGGACGCGGUGCUCAAGAACCUGGCUUCUGAGGAUGACGAGUACCACGCUUGCGCCCGCGCACUUGUCACACUUAAUAAUUACGUGUCGGAGUGCAACGAGGGCGCCCGCAACACGGAGCGUAUCGAGGAGAUGUACCGCCUCGCGCGCAUCAUCGAGUUCCCGCCGCACGUGCGCGCCGCGCCCGCGCUCGGGCCCGCCUGCGCCGCCGACCGCAGACCUGUUCGUUGGUUAGUCCGUUCGGGUGAGAUGACGCAGCUGAUCUGGAAAUCUGAUGAGCUAAAAUUGACAUUCGGCAAAAAGUUCUCCAAGAUACCUCUACAUUUGUUUCUCUUCAACGAUUUACUCGUAAUUACCAAAAAGAAGAGCGAGGAGCAGUACGUGUGCGUGGACCACUGCGCGCGCUCGCUGCUGGAGGUGUGCGCCAGCGACGCGGGCGCCGCCAGCGCCAAGCACGCGCUGCUCAUCACGCUCCUCGAGAACCACGAGGGGAGAACUGUCGAGAUGCUGAUGUCGUGUCCGUCGGAGACGGCGUGGUCGCGCUGGGCGGAGGCGCUGCUGCCCCCGGCGGCGAGCGCGGAGGGCGAGGCGGUGUACGCCGGCUGGGACUGCCCCCAGGUCUGCGCGCUCUACGCCUACGCGCCCGCGCAGCCCGACGAGCUCACGCUCGCCGAGGGGGACGUCGUCAACGUCACCAGGAAGACCAGCGAGGGGUGGUACUACGGCGAGCGGACCCGCGACGGCGAGGCGGGCUGGUUCCCCGGCGCCUACACAGCCGAGAUCGCCUCACCGCAUGUGCGCGCGCGCAACCUGCGACAGCGAUAUCGCCUGCUCGCUCUCUCCGGGACCUACCUCGGCCAGAAGAAACGGAACAUCUGA
Molecule: messenger RNA, 1722 nt
Organism: Arctia plantaginis
Lineage: Eukaryota; Metazoa; Arthropoda; Insecta; Lepidoptera; Erebidae
Source: the annotation of a GenBank genome assembly